CUCACUGCUGCAGUCAGAGCUGCCUCUCGGCAGACUUCACUGAGGGAAGAGCUCAGUGCGAUUCUCACAGAAGUUUGCUUUUGCCAAUAAGAACCAAGGCCUAUUUCUGAUAAUCACAUGAUUUGACCAAGAGUCAAAGUGGUCCGCAGGGGUCACUGGAAAAGACAGAGAGCGGCAGGGGGAAUGAUUGCUUUUAGGUGAAAAGGAAACAUGACUGAAGGAGGGGGAGAGGACCUGAGUUCAUGCACUUUCAUGCAUCUGGGAGCUGCGCUGGAAAUUUAAUGAACUUCACCUGAAGAAGACCGCAUCUGAGACUGGUUGAUCAACCAAUCUUCUGCAGCCGCUCUUAAGUUUUUUUUUCUGCUCGAGCUGCAGAUAAACCUGAGCAGUUUUUUUUAUUUUUAUUUUUUUAUAGUGAUCUACAGAGAUGGCAUUGUUGCACUCCUUUCCUGCAAAACUAAAUCGGACGCCGCGGUUGAUUUUUUGUCUCAUCUGCUUUCUUACACCGUGCAAAAGCUUGUUUGUGAUAAAUAGUGAAGACAGCGCUCAAAAUCAAGGUGCCUCUGAGGUUCUUCACUCGCUCAAUUUACCUCAAAACACAGAAUAUGAAAUAGUAGCCCCCUAUGAGGUUAACCACCAAGGUGUGUACAUCUCUCAUGAAGUCGCACAUCAUAAGCGUAGAAGACGGCGUAGAUCCCUUCCUUCUGAUGCGCACCCUUCAGACGCUGGCCCCACCAGUGAAACAGUCCACUUCCAGCUCAGGGGAUUGGGCCAGGAUUUCCACAUGGAGCUGAGAGAGGCUUCACAAAGCCUAAUCGCACCUGGCUUCACUGUCCAGGUCCUGGGAAGAAACGGCACAAAGAGCCUGAGGGCCUACCACCAAGACGACCACUGCUUUUACCAGGGGUCACUGAGGUCAAGGGUCAACUCCUCAGUGGCACUGUCCACAUGCUUGGGGAUGUCAGGUUUGAUCCGAACACAGGAUGCAGACUACUUCUUGAGACCAGUGUCCCGUAGCCUUGCAGAGAAGGAGAACUUCACCUCUCCUAUCAGUCACCAGCCACACAUCCUCUACAAGAGUGAUGGAAACACCAAUUCAAAGCAGACCCAUCACAAGCUUCACAGUCUUCAGAAAAGAUCUACUGAUUCAUCUCAUCACAAAUCAAGAUUACCUUCCUCAACUGAGCCUCUGCAAAUUCAAAAAGGUUCCAGCCAUGUUAAUCUGCAUGACAAAAGUAAUGACACAAGUUAUGGAGGCCAGCUGAAGCAUGGAGAGCGCAGCCGUCAUCGCAGUUAUUACAAACAUGGGGAAAAGCAGAGGCAGCACUUCUGUGGGAGAAGGAAGAAAUAUAUGCCAAAACCUCCAGAAGAGGAGGUUUUCAUCCUUCCAGAUGAGUACAAGUUUGUCCCCAGGAACAAACGGGCAGUGCUGACGAAGAAUCAACCCAACCAGAAGCUCAAUGUGGAGACACUGGUGGUAGUUGACAAAAAGAUGAUGAAUAACCACGGCCAUGAGAACAUCACUACAUAUGUACUUACUGUGCUUAACAUGGUUUCCAGUUUAUUCAAGGAUGGCACAAUAGGAGGGAAUAUCAACAUUUUUAUAGUGGGUCUCGUUCUGUUGGAUGAAGAGCAGAAUGGCUUGUUCAUCAGCCACCAUGCUGACCACACUUUAAACAGCUUCUGUCACUGGCAGUCAAUUCUUGGAGGUAGAGAAGGCCGACACCAUGACCACGCCAUCCUCCUCACAGGACUCGACAUUUGCUCUUGGAAAAAUGAACCCUGUGAUACCCUUGGCUUUGCUCCAAUCAGUGGAAUGUGUAGCAAGUAUCGCAGUUGUACUGUUAAUGAGGACACUGGCCUGGGUUUGGCCUUCACCAUUGCACAUGAAUCGGGACACAAUUUUGGAAUGGUCCACGACGGUGAGGGCAACGUUUGCAAAAAGUCAGAGGGCAACAUUAUGUCUCCAACGUUAGCAGGUCACAAUGGUAUCUUCUCUUGGUCUCCUUGCAGUCGCCAGUAUCUCAGCCGCUUUCUAAACACUGCCCAGGCUUUCUGCCUAUCAGAUGAACCCAGAGCAGUCAAGGAGUACCGGUACCCAGAGAAACUGCCAGGCGAAAUGUACGACGCAGACACACAGUGCAAAUGGCAGUUUGGAGAGAAGGCCAAACUCUGCACCCUUGAUUUCAAGAAGGAUAUCUGCAAGGCUCUGUGGUGCCACCGUGCUGGGAGGAAGUGUGAAACCAAAUUCAUGCCAGCUGCUGAGGGCUCUGCCUGUGGCCCCAAUAUGUGGUGUCGUAGGGGCCACUGUGUGAAGCAGGGUGAUGAGGGCCCCAGGCCUCAGCAUGGUCAUUGGUCCGAGUGGUCAUCAUGGUCUAAGUGCUCUCGUAGCUGUGAAAGUGGUGUGACCUAUCGAGAGAGGCAGUGCAAUAACCCCAGACCUACGAAUGGUGGGAAGUUCUGUGAUGGCUCUUCUAGAUCAUACAAGCUUUGUAACACUGUGGAUUGUCCCCCCAACACUACUGAUUACAGAGCACAACAGUGUGCUGAGUUUAACAGUAAACAGUUUAGAGGAUGGUACUAUACCUGGAGACCUUACACUAGAGUGGAUGAUCAAGAUGUCUGCAAGCUUUACUGCCUUGCUGAAGGAUAUGAUUUCUUCUUUGCCCUGGCCAGCAAAGUUAGGGAUGGGACACUUUGCUCGAAGGAUAGUUCCAAUGUCUGUAUUGAUGGACUCUGUGAGAGAGUGGGGUGUGACCGCGUUUUGGGUUCAGCAGCUGUGCCUGAUGCUUGUGGUGUGUGUAAAGGAGACAACUCCACCUGCAAGAUCUAUAAAGGACAGUACACAAAGCAGCAUUAUACCAACCAGUACUAUGGGGUCGUAACCAUCCCUGCAGGAGCUCGGAGCAUCCGUGUCAUGGAACUAAAUACCUCCAGCUCCUACCUGGCUGUCAGGGACACUGAGAGACACUACUACCUUAAUGGCCGUUGGACGGUGGAUUGGCCAGGGCGUCACUCCAUUGCUGGAACAGUUUUUGAAUAUAAGAGACCAUAUAACAGACCAGAAAGUCUCAUAUCAACUGGAACUACAAAUAAGACACUAGUGAUAGAGGUGUUGUUACAGGGCUGGAAUCCUGGCAUUCAUUGGGAGUAUUCUCUGAAGAAAACUGAUGAAAAGAUGAAUAGGAACCAAAUUAAACAUAGUUAUACUUGGGCUAUCAUACGCUCUCAAUGCUCAACAACUUGUGCUGGAGGACAUAUGAGCACCAAGUCGGCAUGCUACAAAGACAUGAGACUUCAGGUGAACGUGUCGUACUGCAAUCCCAGAACUAGACCAGCAGCUGGAGUGAUACCCUGUAACACACACCCAUGUCCUGCAAGCUGGUCUGCAGGAGAGUGGAGUGCAUGCAGCAGGAACUGCGGAGGAGGGGAGCAGACGCGGCAGGUUCAUUGUGUCCAGAAAACCAGUCAGAGCAACGUAGACACCCUGCCAAAUUCUCAGUGUCCACAUUCAGCACCCACAACGAGACAAGCCUGCAAUACACACAGCUGCCCACCAGUUUGGACCACUGGGUCAUGGUCUCAGUGUUCUCGGAAGUGUGGCCAUGGUCUAAAGAAGAGGAGUGUAUUUUGCACCAGCAGCAACCCAGGUGCUAAAAGUCAAACACUGCCUGACAGCGAGUGUGCAGACCUGCAGAAACCUGCCACUCAAGAAUCCUGCUUCAUCAAACGCUGUCAGAAACAACGUAAAAUCCAGUGGUUUGUCUCUACAUGGCAGGAGUGUUCAGCAACUUGUGGUCGGGGUUAUCAGGCACGCUUUAUCAAGUGUGCUGAAAAGGAUGCUGCAGGGAAAUACAGAGAGCUCACGGACAGAAAGUGCUACCAUGUCCCCAAACCCAAAGUGGAACUCCAGAGGCCAUGCUUAUUGGCUGAUUGUCCUACCCGCACUACUCCUCCUGUACACCAAUGGAGAACCCCUCAUCACCCGGAUCCACCUCGGCCCCUCCCUCAAGCUCCACCAUCACCAGAGUGGAACUCAUCUCCUUGGUCUCAGUGUUCAGUAACAUGUGGAGGGGGAGUGCAGGCCAGGACAGUGCAGUGCCAGAUCAUGGGAAAACCUUCUACCAGCUGUGUCCUUCAUCUUCGACCAUCAUCAUCUCAGGCCUGCAACACUAACUUCUGUCCACAGCCAGAGAAGAAAGAUCUGGCUUGCAGGGAUUACUUCAGCUGGUGUUAUCUGGUUCCCCAACAUGGAGUCUGCAACCACAAGUUCUAUGGCAAGCAGUGCUGCCACUCUUGUUCAAAUUCAAACCUAUAACCCUUCUAAGUGACUGCUGGUGGUGCAUAUGUAGCUAGAUAGCCAAGGGACUAUAUUAAUGCUCAUGCUCAAAAAAGAAAAACAAAAAAUGUUUUCUUAUAAGCAUGUGGCAAGCACUGAGAAAAAUUCAAUGUGCAAGAGAUUUGAAGUGGCUUGCGUUGUUUCUUUGAUGCCGGGCAUUUGAAUGGUCUGAUUCUGACAGAAAGGGAUGAAGUGGAAUGCAAAUCUGACAAGAAUUCCAGGAAGGAAAUUAUGAGAUGCAAGUUAACAGGAAAGAUGACUUCUACAUAGAAGACCAAACAUCUGCUGCACAAAAAGUGGAUAAGUGAUCCAAGGUAUCAACAAGUGUUAGCUUCUUUUUCUUUAUUGGUGUAGAAAUGAUAAUGACAAAGAAAGGGAUGUGUUUAAUAAUUUAAUGACGACUAAAAACCCACCAUAAAAAUAAGAUUAUACCUGAAAGUUAUAACUUCUAGAGAUGAAUGCCUUUGAAAAACAAAACAUCAUACAUGAGAAAGCUACUUCGAGACUGAGCAUAUCUGUGUGAACCGACUUUCAAACUUAUUGGUGCUACAAUUUGUCUUUGAUUUUACUGAAACGAUGUGAUAUCCUUAAGAUUCAGGAAAGAAUUGUUACCUGUGUACAGUAUUGUUUAUUUUAUUUAUUUGCCUUACAAUACAGAAUUGCUGGAAGAUUAUUAUUAAGCUUUUUAUUUCGACCCUUUAAAAGUACCUGAAGUACAGUACCUUAUGUUUUUUACUUACUGACAAAGAAACAGCAUUUAGCAUUAUGUUAUUUUCCUUAUUUUAACAUAAACAAUUAGUAAGUAGAAAUCUGCAGUGGUGUUUAUAAGCAUAUUAUUUAACUGACCUGCAAUGUUUGGUUGAUAGCCGUGUCUUAAAUAUGGCACGGCAAUGCAUUUCUAUUGCCUGUGGUCUAAAAGCAAUGACAGGUGGUGGUUAAUUAUCCGACUGUAUGACCUUCAACAUUUUACACAAUUACAUUAACAAAUGCGUGCCAUGACAUGAGACUAGAUGUCAUCCCAUUUAGUUCAAUGUGGGACCGAAUUUAAACUUUAUAACUGUUAACUGUAGAUGCAAUGGGGGUAAAAGCACAGGAGAAAAACAUGAUUGCUCCAAUUACACUUCUCUGGCUUGUGUUUUUAACACAACAAGGUGCUGUUAUCCUGGCCUUCUGCUGGGUUUGCCUUUCAGUAUGAUUUUAAUAAUCUUGUUAUAGGUAUCACUUGUUUUUAUCUUCAUCUAGGGGCUAGACUGUUGUUUUGUAUGUCAUAGUUUAAUACUCAGCUUUUUACCAGUUGGAUUCUAUUGUUGUAUGUCAAGUUUGUAAAAUUAAAUAUGUUCUUACUCUAA
Cyprinodon tularosa is the source of this 5688-nucleotide messenger RNA. Its product is annotated as A disintegrin and metalloproteinase with thrombospondin motifs 16. Lineage: Eukaryota; Metazoa; Chordata; Actinopteri; Cyprinodontiformes; Cyprinodontidae. The coding region runs from base 428 to 4318 and encodes 1296 amino acids. Gene Ontology annotation, cellular component: extracellular matrix. The record is from RefSeq and is a predicted model, not a curated record. Gene Ontology annotation, biological process: proteolysis; extracellular matrix organization. The transcript is spliced from 24 exons. Gene Ontology annotation, molecular function: metalloendopeptidase activity.